This is a messenger RNA of Sphaeramia orbicularis (orbiculate cardinalfish), 921 nucleotides long. It is a transcript of the gene dnajc15, whose product is annotated as DnaJ (Hsp40) homolog, subfamily C, member 15. Gene Ontology annotation, biological process: protein import into mitochondrial matrix. Lineage: Eukaryota; Metazoa; Chordata; Actinopteri; Kurtiformes; Apogonidae. Gene Ontology annotation, cellular component: PAM complex, Tim23 associated import motor. The record is from RefSeq and is a predicted model, not a curated record. The transcript is spliced from 6 exons. Bases 25 to 477 code for a protein of 150 amino acids. Gene Ontology annotation, molecular function: ATPase activator activity.
UAGUGACAGUUGAAGUGAAGCAACAUGGCGGCCGCCGGUGGAGUCACCGUGGAAGGAGGAGAUUUAAUGCGAUAUGCGGAGUACAGUCCCAAAACAAAUGUGAGGAGUGAUGCAGAGAUAGACAGACAGCUGGGAAGGACUCUGAUUGCAGUAGGUCUCGGUGUGGCUGCUGCAGGAUUUGCAGGGCGCUAUGCAUUCCAGUUGUGGAAGCCUCUUGGACAAGUCUUCUCUGAAAAAGUCAGGAAGAUGCCCACAUUAGCUUUUUCAGCUUAUUAUAAAGGAGGCUUUGAACAGAAGAUGUCCAAGCGAGAGGCCUGCCUUGUUCUUGGCAUCAGCCCAACCAGCACGAAGGCCAAGGUGCGUGAAGCCCAUCGGAGGAUUAUGGUCCUAAACCAUCCAGAUAAAGGUGGCUCACCGUAUCUUGCUGCUAAGAUCAAUGAGGCCAAAGAUCUUUUAGACAAGGAGACUCGGCGAUGACCUGAAGUUUUAACCCUUUAGAGACUUCCAUCACCUUGUCAACGGUUCAAGCUCCAGACAGAAACACAUCUGAACCUUCAUGCAGACAACCUCUGGGGGAUGAAAGUUAUGAUGUACUACUAUGACUGCGUCGUUGUUUAGUUAUUUGAAACUUUAUUUAUCAGUCUUUUGAACAUAAAAAUAUCUUUAUUAAGAUAUAAUGAUAUUCCAUCUAAAUAAUUCCAUAUAAAUAUCUUUUGUUUGGAGUAAAGGAUAUUUCUGUGCAAUACAUGAGAGUAUAGUCCUCUAGUGGAGCUUUGGUGUGAAUGUUCAAAUGUCAGCCUUUAUGGUACUACAUAAUAUAUGUUAUUUAAGGAACAUGAUGUAUGUAACAGUUUAAGGGUGUGCAUGUAUAAAACAUUGAAAAAGUGGCAAAAUAGUUUUUUUUUAAUAAACUUAAAUCUC